This is a messenger RNA of Hypoxylon trugodes, 4586 nucleotides long. RefSeq lists its product as uncharacterized. Gene Ontology annotation, cellular component: chromosome, telomeric region; nuclear telomere cap complex. Lineage: Eukaryota; Fungi; Ascomycota; Sordariomycetes; Xylariales; Hypoxylaceae. The coding region runs from base 81 to 4232 and encodes 1383 amino acids. The transcript has 2 exons. Gene Ontology annotation, molecular function: G-rich strand telomeric DNA binding; telomerase inhibitor activity. The record is from RefSeq and is a predicted model, not a curated record. Gene Ontology annotation, biological process: telomere capping; regulation of telomere maintenance via telomerase.
UCCAACAAUUCAUCCUCCGUGAUUUGUGAUAGAACCACCAUCGAACGCGAACGCGCCAUCACGAGAACUAUGCCGGCAACAUGGACACCACAAACGUAUCAGAUCCGCUUCAGCAACUUGAAGCAGCGAAUAAGACGCCCAUCGCAGAUUUAGGUCCAGAACUUUCAGAUCUGCCUUCUCGUUCCGUCCGUGGUGUCGUUACAAUCACAUGGCCCUACAGCUCAGUUAAAGGCACAUUUUCCUUCAUCCUCGCCGAACCAGACUAUCGCCUCCGUCGAAAUAAAGGACAGGUUCGAAUAAACUUAAAUGGAGCUGCAGCUAAAGCAGCUGGAGAAAGUGGAUUGAGCAGUAGUGAUCAGGUACUCGUGAGUUUGGGCGGUGUUGAGUGGGAACCCGAAGAAACGAAGAAGCGCCAGAGUCUACCAGGUGCUGGAAUCGACUGGCAAUUGAAAAUCUCGGAUAAACUCUUACUACAGGUCAUCCUAGCUGAGACUGGGGAAACUAAACUCAUCUCUGUCGAUCAUUCCCUACCACCGCCGGAACCUCAACAGCGAGUCGCGACACCACCAGCCGAUAUAGGACGCGUCGAAGACACUACGACUCAGACCCUCGAAGAACUCACGCCGCCUAGCAAGUCCCUCAUUGCAAAAUUCAAAGAUGGUGAAUAUGAAUCUCCGGCUUUCGUUAAGAGAGCCCGAAUGUCAUAUGGUUCAUUAUUUGAAGACGGUUACGACAUAUUUGAGGAUGAUGGUGGAGUCAAAGGAAGAGGCCGAAAGAGGACGAGAUUUGGCCGUGAGAGCGGUGCAUGGAAGUAUAGCAGCCAGUCUCCUAGUCCUGAGCCUGCGUCCCCCCCAAGUCGUGCAAGCUCGUCGCCGAAACCUGGGAUGACUGACGAGGGAUGCCAAACUAUGGAAAUCGAUUAUUUCCCUAUGGAAUUGCCUGUGCCGACAGCCUCGUUCGCUGAUGGGGUUCCGCACAGCUCAGAACCAAUACAGAGCGAAGAGCACGUUGUUCAUUCUCAACACGGAAUGGUGGACCAUGGUAUUCAAGGAGGGUUCGAUAGCGGAUGGCCGGCUCCGAUACCCACAAUUCUGCCUCCGUUUAAUCCAAGUGGUGUGCUUCCUAGUAGUGGUGCUGAAAUGCCCGCGUUCCAACAUGUCCACCAAGAGAAUGAUGUCGAUGAUGACCUUCAAGGAUGGGAUCCUAAUCUUAAGCCGAUAGAUCCCCCACCCGAAGGUUAUCCACCCCCUACCGAACCGCCGCCACCACGUCCCGAAACUACAGCCUAUCCGCCUUUAGAGCCCGAGGACGAAGAGCGACCCAUUUCCGAUUCAUCAAGGGACCAUAUUCACUAUCCUCCUUCAUAUUUAGAGGACACUCACCCCUUUUCACAAGGGCAGGCCAUGGAGGUUGAACAUGAUGCGUUUGUCCCAGAGAUCCCCACAACUACAAGCGUGGAGCCUUCCUCGUGGGCUACAGUCAACAAUCCAUCUCAGGCAACUGCCGUUCCACAUAUCGAACGCUUUGGUAGUGCCGAAGGCGACUCCGUAGAGAAUGCAGUUGUCAUAGAUGAGAGUGAUUCGGAUGGAGAGCCGCCACCGCCAACCGCCGCAGAGGACACAGUCAUGUCCGGCCGUGCCGACACCCUUGAAAUGUACGAGGAUGCCGAAGUUGAAGAUGAAGUAGACGCCGAGUAUUCAGACGAUGACGAACCUGAAUAUGAUGCAGAUGAAAUGGGCGGUGAUUAUGAUACACGGAUUUACGAAGCGCCGGAUGACGACGAGGACGAUAGUCAUGACGAGGAUUUACAAUCCCAUAACCUAGAACCCGAAUUUGAUGAUGGUGCCAGCUGGGAAGGAGAAGGUGAAGAUGCAGAAAAUCCUGACUAUGAUAGCGAAUAUGAUAUGGAUGAAGAGGAGGAGCCUGAGCGCCCCUCCCGAACCAUCUCACAGUCUGCUCCUCAGGUUAUUGACCUUAUUUCAAGUUCGGAAGGCGAAGACGAGGACGAAGAUGAUGACGAAAGUCCCCAACCGGGCCCAUCUUCGCAAGUUCCUCCUAGAAGUACAUAUCGAAGCCCACUAGGAAUGGCGCCACCAGCCCAAGCAAUUGGACCGGGCUAUAGUAGUGGGGGCCAAGAAGAAGGAAGCGAAGACGGAGAGGAUCAUGAAGACAAUUACGACGAGGAAGAGGAAGAAGAAGAAGAGGACGGACAUAAAAAUGAUGCCCAGUCGCAACGCUCAUUCGACGGACCAGAUUCUCCAAGCCCCACGAACAACAACGAAGGUAUUCAGAGUACCCUCGAGGGACGUGGGGAAGUGAAGGUGAUUUCCGAUACUGGCGACGAAGAGGAAGCUAACGUUCCACAAUCUGCGGCUGAGGGACUCGAGAUCCUAAGCCGAACUGUCGAAGGCGAAUCGAACGCCAAUCGACUUGCAAAGCCCGAGGAAAUGCAAGAUGAAGAAAUUGUGGAUGUUCCUUCACCAAAAGUUACCGAAUCUACGGUGGAGCAUGAGCAAAUACAAGAAUCGGUAGAUGAUGAACUACAAGAUGCCCAGGAUGAUGAGGAGUCCGUUGAUAUGGUGUCUACCGUGCCAGAUGCCGCUCCCGAGCAGCGUCAUGUUGCAUUAGACGAGAAGAAACACGUGGAAACCGUUGCUCCAUCGUCUCCCCCAAUGACACAAUCGUUCGCGUCCCAAGCUGCCAACGAAAGAAAAAUUGAUCUCGAAUCACCCACCAUUACAGGCCCUCACAGCCAAGAAAACCAACUUCCAACGCCUCGAGAUACCCAAUUAGUUGGUGAUAUUGCUAUCCUAGAUCCCGUGACGGUCAUUUCCAUGGAGGUUGAUGAGCCAGACGAAGUCAAUUCAACGGAGCAUAAUACGAUGAUGGAUCAUGAGGAGUCACCUGCGAUCGCACAAUUGGUCGCCGUGGAGCCAACGUCAGUAGUUGUCGAAGACAUCGCUGAGCAGAUCGAGGAACGCCUCAUUGAAACCAUCCCAUUCGAGCGCCAAGAAGUUCCUCUGAAAGAUACUAAAGAGAUCACACAACAUGAUAACUUGCCAGUCUCACCAAGUAUUAGCUUUCAGACCCAGCUUGAUGCUGAUGACAUGGCACAAACUAGUUUCACCGAAUCUGGCCAUAAGAUUUCUAUCGAGAUCGAGACUAAUGAUGAUAUCCACUCAGAUAACGAGGCUGACGUAUCUGGCGCUAGUAUCUCGUUUAGAUCACAGAUGGAAGUUGAUGAAGAACUGCAGGCUAGUAUCCUAGAAUAUUCUCAAGAUUUCGGCAGCGUGAAUACGGAGGUAACAGAGGAGUACGAGAUUGGUAGUGAACCUCAGGGCCGCGAGGAUGAAAUCCCUAUGGAGGUUGAACCUUCCCUUAAGGCCUUUAGGGAUCCAUCUCCAGAUCUUGGAUCUCAGGAAGAAGAGCGACAGGUCUCUCAGGGACCUGUUUCAACUAUUGCACAAACCGAUAUGUCCGAAUCAUCUGAGAUCGAUGCGAGUGCACAACUUGCGCGAGCGGCGAACAAAUCCAAGCGAAAUGGAAGGCAACAUGGCGUGGCAAAGAAUAUGCACGCAGAAAUGAGAUCGAUUCCUACUUCCGUAACGCCUACGCCUUCUCUGGAAGAUUCGAGUGUGCAGCUAGCUAGAGCUUCCUUAAACAAGCAAGCUCAAGGAGAGGAAGAAAGCAGCUCAAUGGUAGCAAUAAAACGAAAGCUAACACGUUAUCUACGAGAUCAACUACCAGACUGCACGCAACUCAAAAUUCUGCGGCAGCACAUUCAAAAGAAGCUAGAUGUCAUCGCGGUUGCCAUGAUGCAACCUCCUGACCCACAAAGGGCCAAAGGUGGCCCACGUGAGUUCAUGAUGUCUUUCACUAUUACGGAUAACUCGAUUGGUCCCUUCAAAGUAGCGGAAGUGCAGAUUUAUAGGCCACACAUAGAGACCUUGCCGAUCGUCAAAGCUGGCGACGUUGUGCUCCUUCGCAAUUUCAAGGUUGUCUCGCUCCAAGGCAAGGAAUUCGGCCUACGCACAACUGAUGAGUCAAGCUGGGCUGUUUUCGACCACGAGGAUCAACCGGCGCAGAUCAAAGGACCACCAGUCGAGUAUGGAGAGAAGGAGACAACCUAUGUUGCACUCCUACGAGCAUGGUUUAAUAUGCUGGACGAGAUGGCUAGGGUAAAGCUCGAACGAGCUAACAAGAAGAUUAUCGACGCAGGCAAGUCCAAGUAGGGCGGGUCGACUCGCGUGCCUGCUGUUGGCUUCGAUACCCACUUGGUCAUCAUACUCAUAUCUUGUGGUAUUGUCUUUGCAUCACAUGGCUUUUGUAUGACUUUUUUGCUAUUAUUCUUUACAAUACAGUUAAUUCUAGGUGUCAGGGCUUAAGAGGAAAGAGAAAAGGGACGGGGAUUCGUCUGGUGUUUAGGGGGUUGGAGCAAGCAUGCUGGGACUUGAGCCUUAAUAGUAUACCCAAAUGAUAUUCCUAAUAUUUAUGCAUAUGCGUUGGUUUCAUGGUCGAUAUAUGAAUGUUGAUUGUAAAUUGUGAUGAGAACCUUAGGUAAGCGUGGCUUUAGCGAGGCGCUAUAA